AUGGACGCGCCUGGCGCGACUGAGCCUACAGAGGAUGCCCAUCAGGACAGCCUGGCACAUGACCCUUCCGUGCAGCAAAGAACCAACGACCACAGCUUUCGGCCCGAACAACCUGCGGAUGGAGACGAAGAUGAGGAUGAUAAGGGUAGCGGAGAGGCAGACACUGAAGAAGAAGAGGAAGAUGACGAUGACGACGUAGAGGAGCCUCAGCUCAAAUACCUGUAUCUCACGAAAAAUCUGAGCGCGGUGUACCGCAAUGGCGACGCAACCAGCUCAUUCCUUACCGCGGGCGAUAAGAUGAUUAUCGGAACACACAAUGGAAACAUUCAUGUGCUUUCCUUGCCUCUAUUUCAGUCGCUUCGGAUUUAUCACGCACACUCAGCGAGCGUUACUUCGAUUUCAAUCUCUCCGUUCCCUCCUCCUUUACCGAGCAUCAAAGCAGAGAACGUCACCAGAACGGCCACGGAAGAUCAAGCUGUUCCUACUCGAUCCUCGGCCAGCCUUCGUGGCCACAAUAAAUCAAGCCAUCAAACAGCUCCACCCGCAACGCCCUCCAAUUCCAUUUACAUCGCGACUUCCUCUAUCGAUGGUAAUGUAUGCGUUGCCUCUUUAGUUGAUACUAAAGAUGUCCUUCUACGGAACUUUGGGCGGCCUGUCCAAGCCGUUGCACUAUCACCAGAAUACAAAAGUGAUCGAACAUUCCUGUCUGGAGGGCGAGCGGGUGAACUGAUUCUUACGACUGGUGGACGAGUGGGUGUGAGCACGAACUCGACGACAAUGGGAGGCGCCGCAGCUGCGGCGUCCAGCUGGCUUGGAUCGAUCGGGUUGGGAACCAAUACCGGCAGGGAUACCAUAUUACACAGCGGGGAGGGUGCUAUCAGCACGAUUAAAUGGUCGUUGUCGGGGAAAUACGUCGUAUGGGUCAAUGAAGAGGGGAUCAAGAUUAUGCGGUCGAACCUACAUCUGGACUCAGCGGACUCUGAGCUUGCUUGGAAACGAAUUAGCCACAUCGACCGUCCGAACGGCCCUGGAUGGGAAGAAAUGGCCGGCGUCUGGAGAGCUCGAGCUGACUGGGUGGACGAAGAUUCUCUGCGCUGGGAGGAUAAUGUGAAGUCCCAGCAGGAAGAACCUCAUCUUGACGCUCCCGCCGCAUCGGAUGUAGUUGCGACGAAGGAGAAUGUAGAGAGGCUCGUCGUGGGUUGGGGAGGGACUGUUUGGGUCAUCAAUGUGUAUCCCGACCGGCCAAACAAAAACAAUAAGGACCUGAAGAUAGGAUCUGUCCAAGUCUCCACGAUCUUGCGGACUGACUGUAUUAUAUCGGGCAUUUCAUUAUAUACACCAAACCUUAUAGCUGUUCUUGCAUAUAUUGAGGCCGAGGAAGAGAAUGUUUCGGAAGAGCGGAUGAAGCAGAGCGUUCUUCGUCCUCGCACACACCGCCGUCCCCGGGGCCUGGAACCCGAGCUUCGCAUUAUUGAUAUUGAUACGAAAGAAGAGCUCAGCGCCGAUACACUUACAGUAAGUCGCUAUGAAAAUCUCACUUCUUCAGACUACCACAUGUGCGUCAUACCGCCGUGGAAAUCAUCAGUGCCUGUGUCUCAACGUGGGGCUCUGGAAACACUUGGAAAUGGCUUCUGGGACGCGACGAUGUACCCCGCGAGGUUGUUCAGCUCUGGUGCAAGUAUCCGGAGCACAACAAGUAGCGGUGACAAAGGUUCGAUCAGAGCGCCAAGUAUACUGGCCUCGAAACGGAUGCCGAAUGAAGAACCUGUGUCUAAAGAAGUACAGGACAUUGCAGCAAGCGCUGGUCCCAAGAUCUUCAUCCACAGCCCUUACGACUGCGUGGUUGCGGCGAAAAGAGACCUUUCAGAUCGUCUAGCUUGGUUAGAUGCACAUGAGAAAUACGAAGAAGCGUGGAAGCUCCUGGAGGAGCAUCCAGAGGCGGCGGGAACACAGGAAAUUUCGGAUAAUAUUCCAGGUAUCUCAACAAGGUCCCAGAGCAGCUUGGGUGACUUCUUCGCCGAUGAUAGAUCAUCCAUUACGACUACUGGUCGAGCUGUAGCUUCUGCCGCUGACCAAGAGAAGCGCCGAAUUGGUGAGCUAUGGAUCAAACAAUUGCUCGAGCAAGACGACUGGAGUCGAGCCGCUGAAGUUUGCGCGAAGGCAAUACAGACCACUUCUGCAUGGGAGCAUUGGGCGUGGACUUUUGUGAAGAAUAAGAAGUUUGACGAAAUCUCUUCUGUUAUUCCGACAGAUUUUCAUCCGCCCUUGUCGCCGGACAUAUAUGAGGAAGUCCUGAGUCAUUAUGUCUCUCGAGAUCGGCACAGAUUCAGCGAACUCUUGGAUUCCUGGCCUUUCACGCUGUUUGAUGUUAAUCGUGUAACGGCAGCUGUCGAAGAACAGUUGGAUCCCAGGACGGUGCCACCUGAAACAGAGGACUGGCGGAUCCUUACCAAAUGCCUUGCCAAGCUCUAUCUGGCCGGAGGUCAUUAUAACGAAGCAUUGCACUGUUACAUUCGACUACAGGAUGCGGACACGGCCAUGGCUUUGAUCAAGGAGCACCGCUUGCUGGACGCUCUUUCAGAUGAUAUCCCCGCAUUUAUCAUGAUUCGAGUUUCCAAGCAACAGAUGAAAAUGGCUCCAGUUUCCGAACUGGAAGAGAUAACUGCCGAGCCAAUCAAGCUUCUCGUCAGCGAAGCGUAUACUGGAAUUGUGCGCCCUGAGGUCGUGGUCACUCAGCUUAAAGAUGCAAAUCGGCUUCUUUUUCUUUAUUUCUACCUCCGUGCUCUCUGGCGAGGAGAGUCGCUUCCGCACAGCGCUGCAAAGCCACGCAGAGGUCACGGUGCUGGAAUUCGGGACGCAGCAAGCAAACUAGCAGCUGAUGAGGGCAAGGCGCUAGUUGAUAAUUUCGCUGAUACCGCCGUGGAACUUUUCGCCGACUACGACCGUCCAUUGCUGAUGGAGUUUUUGCAAGUUAGCACCGCGUACUCCUUUGACACAGCGGUUGCCGUCUGCGAGAGCCGCCACUUCACGUCGGAGCUCAUCUAUCUCCUAUCUAAGAUGGGACAGACGAAGAAGGCACUGAACUUGAUUCUAUCCGACUUGAAGGAUGUCUCGCAGGCGAUAUCGUUUGCCAAGGCGCAAGAUGAUCCUGAUCUCUGGGAAGAUCUUCUCGACUACUCGAUGGACAAGCCCCGUUUCAUCCACGGGCUCCUUGUCGAGGCCGGCACGUCCAUCGACCCAAUCAAACUUGUCAGACGCAUCCCAAGCGGACUUGAAAUCGAAGGGCUGCGGGAAGGACUCACCCGCAUGAUUCGUGAACAUGACCUGCAGGCGAGUAUCAGCCAGGGUGCCGCCAAGGUCCUUCAAAGCGAAGUGGCUGUUGGCAUGGACACUUUAAGAAAAGGACAACAACGAGGUAUUAAAUUUAAUAUCACCGAAGAGAAGACCGUCUCCGACAUCGGCGACAAAGAUGAAGUGAACAGCAACGCUGGUACAGAGAAAGGCUUGUCGCCAUCAAGCCCGUCUACGUUUCAACCAGGGAGGUGUGCGGGAUGCCAUCUCCCUUUCUAUCCCAAUGAAAAGGAAAUCCUCGUCGGCUUCGCAUGUGGACAUGUCUUCCACCUAUCACACGUUCACUCUGAUGAUACUUCAACAGCCUCGGACGGAAACCAGUCCGGAAUGCAGACCCCACGCCCACUGCCAGAGAUCGGCAUAUCCACCCUGAAUGAACUCCCGCUGUCCGCGUCUCGCACUGUCGGCGCCAAGGUGACCACCGCGCGGCUCUUGAGAGAUCGGAUUGGCAAUGGCUGCCGCAUCUGUUCCCUGGCCAAAGAAAUUGAGGCGUUGGGUGAGUCCGAGAUGUGA
Molecule: messenger RNA, 3864 nt
Organism: Aspergillus lentulus
Lineage: Eukaryota; Fungi; Ascomycota; Eurotiomycetes; Eurotiales; Aspergillaceae
Product: CLH domain-containing protein
Biological process (GO): vesicle-mediated transport; endosomal vesicle fusion; cellular response to starvation
Cellular component (GO): HOPS complex; late endosome
Molecular function (GO): protein binding
Source: RefSeq, a predicted model, not a curated record